Perca fluviatilis (European perch) is the source of this 3005-nucleotide messenger RNA. RefSeq names its product PAF1 homolog, Paf1/RNA polymerase II complex component (gene paf1). Gene Ontology annotation, cellular component: Cdc73/Paf1 complex. The transcript has 14 exons. The coding region runs from base 654 to 2270 and encodes 538 amino acids. NCBI's taxonomy places the organism in Eukaryota, Metazoa, Chordata, Actinopteri, Perciformes, Percidae. Gene Ontology annotation, biological process: transcription elongation by RNA polymerase II. Gene Ontology annotation, molecular function: chromatin binding; RNA polymerase II complex binding. The record is from RefSeq and is a predicted model, not a curated record.
GUGUGUGUGUGUGUGUGUGUGUGUGUGUGUGUGUGUGUGUGAGACAGGAAAAUAUACUGGAGAGUAUAUCCCAUAGUAGGAAGCCUCUCUCAAAGCAAUAUGUCCAUGUUAUAUUAAGUGAAUGAACUGAAAGUGAAAUUAUACUUUUAAAAUAUACAGCUCUUUGCAAGCCUGUGAGAGUACAUGGUCUGCCAAUACAUUUUUGUAUUCCCUCUGUCAAUUAAAGGGGUUGCUUUUGAACAAAACCAGCAGAUUGAAUUUUGGUCUCAUUUUGUAACUGAGACGAAGACUGUCAAUGUUGUUUUGUAUCAAUAUGCUAGCUAAAUAAAUGGAAGUAUUUUUAAGUGCAAGUUUUUGCUGCGUAUACAUUUAUACAACCUUAAUACAUCGCAUGCCAGUGCAGUAGGGGUCGCUCACAAUAAAGCAAUGCAAAUCCUCCUCAGAGCUGAGGAGCUCGAUACACUACCGGGUCAUCAUCAUAUCUUCCCGGGUCGAAAUAAAAAUGCCGUACACAUUUUGAAUAAAGUUAGAUUUAAUAGUUGGAUGUACUGUUACUUAGGUGAAAGAUUUGGUUUGUCAUCGGACGUAUUUUUGUUGAUAGUUUGUGCAAACAAAUAACUUUGUUUUUAAGUUGUGAGCAGUUUGUCGUAAACAUGGCUCCAACGAUUCAGACUCAAUCUCAACGAGAAGACGGCCACAGUAGGCCAUCCUCUCAUAGAACUGUCCCAGAGAGGUCAGGGGUGGUCUGUCGAGUGAAGUACUGCAACAGCCUGCCUGACAUCCCUUUUGACCCCAAAUUCAUCACAUAUCCAUUUGAUCAGCACAGGUUUGUACAGUAUAAAGCCACUUCUCUAGAGAAGCAACACAAGCAUGAGCUCCUGACUGAGCCGGACCUCGGGGUCACCAUUGAUCUCAUCAACCCAGACACCUACCGCAUAGACCCCAGUAUACUGUUGGAUCCCGCUGAUGAAAAACUGUUGGAAGAAGACAUCCAGGCUCCAUCCAGCUCCAAGAGGUCACAGCAGCAUGCCAAAGUGGUCCCGUGGAUGAGAAAGACAGAAUAUAUUUCUACAGAGUUCAACAGAUACGGAGUUUCCAACGAGAAAGUGGAAGUCAAGAUCGGUGUAUCUGUCAAACAGCAGUUUACAGAAGAAGAAAUCUACAAGGACAGAGACAGCCAGAUUUCUGCUAUUGAGAAAACCUUUGAGGAUGCACAGAAAUCAAUUUCACAGCACUACAGUAAACCCAGAGUUACUCCUGUGGAGGUUCUACCCGUGUUCCCCGACUUCAAGAUGUGGAUCAACCCAUGUGCUCAGGUCAUCUUUGACUCUGAUCCUGCACCUAAAGACAUAUCGGGACCAGCGGGAGUGGAAAUGAUGUCUCAGGCCAUGAUCAGAGGUAUGAUGGAUGAGGAGGGAAAUCAGUUUGUGGCCUACUUCCUGCCCCAUGAAGAAACCAUUCGCAAGCGCAAGAGAGACUGCGAUGAGGGGAUGGAUUAUAUGCCUGAGGAUCUGUAUGAUUACAAGAUCGCCAGGGAGUACAACUGGAAUGUCAAGAACAAAGCCAGCAAGGGCUAUGAAGAGAACUACUUCUUCAUCUUCAGGGAUGGAGAUGGUGUUUACUACAAUGAGCUCGAGACAAGGGUGCGUUUGAGCAAGAGGAGAGCCAAGGCUGGAGCACAGUCAACCACAAACGCUGUGCUGGUGUGUAAGCACAGAGACAUGAACGAGAAGGAACUCGAAGCCCAGGAAGCUCGUAAAGCUCAGCUGGAGAACCAUGAGCCAGAAGAUGAAGAGGAAGACAUGGAUAAGGACUUGCAGGACUCGGGUGACGAGAAAGAGAAGGGCAGCGGCAGUGAGGCAGAGAACUCUGGUAGUGAAUCUGAGAGGGAAGAUGAAGAGCCGGAACCAAGGGGAGAGGAGGACGAAGAGGAUGAGGACCGAGAGAAGCGGAGGAGGAAGGCAAGCGGCAGCGGAAGUGAGAGCGGCGAGGAGAGGACGAGGGAAAUGCGAGACGAGGAAGAGAUCUUCGGCAGUGACGACGACAGCGACGACAACGAGGAGAACGAGAACAACAAGAACUCGGCCAGGAGCAGCGGCGAGGAGGGCAGCGGGAGCGACGACGACGGAGGGAACCGAGGAGGCAGCAGGAGUCGCAGCGCCUCUCCAGCACACAGCGACCGCAGCAGCGAGCACUCGGAGACCCGGGCUCACAGCGGGAGUGGAAGCGAGCGAGGCUCGGAUUCCAGUGAUGCCAGUGACAGUGAAUAAGACCUGUGGUCCGGAAGACGGCAAGGUGACGGCCACCUUUUCUUACCUCCGUGUUCAGCUCCAAACAUGGCCGCGUUGCCCGGUCACUGACCCUAAUGUUAGCGCAGUCUGGGGAUGUAGUUUCUUCUGAUUACAAAUAGGGUUGGGCAUCGUUUUGGAUAUUAACAAUUCUGAUUUGAAUUCUGAUUCUUUUGAGGGGUGGAGUUGAAACGGGUCACAUGCCUAUUUUUCACAAAUAAGAGGCAAGUUUUAUUUUGGAUCAGUGGUGGGUUGCGGUUUUACAGCACUUUUUCAAAUGUAAAAUAAAGCCACACUAGAGCGCUAGUUGUUACUGUGCUCCAAGGCCACAACACAACAAGCGCCUGGCCGCUUCGGAAACCAAAACUUGCGCAUAUAAAAUUGGGAAGCGAUGAUCGGAUUUGAAACCAAAUCCUCUAACCGAUUCCAGUAAAGAAACCAUUCUACUGGAAUCGUGAUUUCUGAACCGAUUCCAAGUAGGAAUCGGUUCCCGAUGCCCAAUCCUACUUCCAAAUGGAGAUGCUCGUUGGUUUUGGACCGGGGGAAUUCUCUUCAAUCCAGUUUUUAAUUGUAGAUUUGUCUUGCACUCUGUUUUUUGUCUGUCAGAUAUUCCGUACAGGAUCAUGUAAAAAUGUCUUUGUUUUCUCUGCUUUUGAUUUGUCAUUGUGUUAAGGCUUUGAAACUGAUAAUAAAAUGCAGGUGACAUUUUGUAAGAAA